Molecule: messenger RNA, 887 nt
Organism: Asparagus officinalis (garden asparagus)
Lineage: Eukaryota; Viridiplantae; Streptophyta; Magnoliopsida; Asparagales; Asparagaceae
Exons: 2
Coding region: 314-694 (126 amino acids)
Biological process (GO): photosynthetic electron transport chain; photosynthesis
Cellular component (GO): chloroplast; photosystem II; extrinsic component of membrane
Molecular function (GO): calcium ion binding
Source: RefSeq, a predicted model, not a curated record
CUUUUGACACUUUUGGCAAGCUUUCAAGAGAGCCUAUCCCUAAAAGCCAGGGAACCAAACAACCCCUAAAUGUAGCUUUACCCUUAUUCUUUCCACACCUUCUUGUCUUGUGAUGCAACACACACCUCAUUUUCCAAGAUUGGUCCUUUUUUAAUUGACCAUAUUACCCUUCAUGAUUCAAUCCAAGAAGAUUAGUAGGUGAUCCCAUACUUACCCUCUAAAACAACCCCAAGAAUUUUCCCCUCCACUUUUGCUUAUUAGAGGUGAGUGAUACUGUGUCCAUCUUUGUUUGCUCGCUCUUAGGUAGGAAACAAUGGAGGGCAUGGAGUUGAAAGGGAGUUUGCAUCGAAUCCGGGAGUGCGCGUUCGAGUUCUUUUCGAUGGAGGAUGAUCUUGAUGUUGGCGGUGAUGAUGAUGAUGGUGAGGAUGGGGAUUAUUGGGAGAUGCUGGGGAGAGAUUUUAGUCUGAAAUCCACCUUCCUGUAUUGCGAUCUCAAUCGAAUCAUCAAGAGUUCUUGUGAUGGUGAUCACAAGGAUGCUCUCGUAGGUCUUACCAAUGGAUUGUUCUUCUGCAUGGAAGAGUUGGGUCAUGCCGUAAAGAGGAGGAGCAUUUCUCUGACUCAAUUUCAUUACAACCAAGCUAAGCUCUUGCUGGAAGAAGUCAUGGCUGCUCUUGUUCAUCCUUCACUGAAUUAGAGAGAGGAAGAGAAAGGAGAAUAUAAUGAGUUUAUGUGACUUGUUGAUAUCUUUUCCUCCUCUAUUGAAAGAGUGAAGAAAAGUCGUUUUUAUAAUACUUGCAUGUUAAAGAGAAGAAUGUAAAUAACAAGUUGUGUACGUUUUUACAUUGAGGUACAGAAAAUAUGUGAAGUUUGGCAGCCACAUGCACUUU